Messenger RNA from Cinara cedri, 2321 nucleotides. Lineage: Eukaryota; Metazoa; Arthropoda; Insecta; Hemiptera; Aphididae. The record is from the annotation of a GenBank genome assembly.
AUGUUUCACAAAUCUCAUUCAGCUUCUUGUUUCCUUUUUAGAAAUGUUUGUUGCUCUCAAACGAUACCAAAAUGUAAUUCGUCGUCACAAGCUGGUAAAAUGAUGAACAAAGUAAUGGGACUUAAUCAGAAAUCUAAGUAAGUGUUACAAAUAUCUUAUAAAAAUAUUACGAACAUCAAAAAGUAUAUUGCACUAAAAAAUUAAUAUCGAUACAUACCUUACAACUAUUUUAAUAUUAUUUUCAGAAAAGUUUGGUACAAGUCAAGUGUUGGAGCCAAUCUUACAUUUGAAGAGCUUAUGAAACAAACAACCAAAAAUAAUGCCGGUCGUCAGUCAACAAAGCGUGUAAAUGUUCUUAAUAAACUGUUAAUGCAAAAUAUUACCGAUCUAAUGGCUACUGGUGAAAACUUCGAUAAACUUGUAGGAUAUGGUUUAGAAGUAUCAAAGGUAUAACAUAUUAAUAUGUACUAACUAGAAAUGAAUUCAGUUUAGCUCUUGAAUGAUUUUUUGGAUUUUUUUUUCAAAUUGUGUUUUUUAUGGUUAAUUUGAUGGUACUUUCAAAAAAGUCACUCAAACUUUCUUUGAAAGUUAUUAUCAAAAAACUUCAAAAUGCACAAUCUUUCCAAAAAUUGUAUUUUUAAGUUUAAAAUACUAAACAUUUUAAAAAAACAUCAUCAAAAUUAAGUAUAAAAAAACAUAAAUUUCAAAAAAAAAAUUGUUAGCUAUGUCAUUAAAUAUCCCAUGUAUUAUAUAGGUUGGUUUUCUUUAUUGCAGGUUUGUAUUUCAGGAGACUAUCGAUCUGUCAAAGUGUUUUGGAUGGCUAAGAUGUCUGAAGAUGAUUCCAAAUUAGAUGAUAUAUUGCAAAACAUAAGUGGUCCAUUAAGACAUGAAUUAUCUAGAUUAAGAAUUAUGGGCGAAGUACCAAAAAUACAAUUUGUAAAAGGUUAUUGUUAAAAAAUUAAAUAUUGUUAUUAUUCUAAAUACUAAUGAUACCAUUUUAGACAAAACAUAUGCAAACAUAGCUGCAGUCGAUCGAUUAUUAAAUAAAGCAGAUUUUGGUGAGGAUUUUAUACCAACUUGCCCCAACUUAUUGAAAAACCAUCCUACAAUAUUUACAAAGAUUGAUCCAGAAAUUAAGGUGAUAUUAUUGUAAUAACUAGUCUAUAGAUUAUUAAGAGAUAAUGUUUAUUAAUUAUGCAUAAGAAAAGUGUUGGAUAUAAUUUGAAUCCAUAGCACCAAAAAUAUAUGUUUUCUGAACUAUUAUAGAUAAUAUGUUAAUUUUAUUAAAAUAUUUUCAUGUGAUACAUUUUUUUUUAUUGGGUGUUUCUAAAGAGAACUCAUAUUCACAUUUUUAAUAUAUUUUAGGAAAAAAUUUAUGAAUUAGAGAAUAAAGAAAACCUAGAAGACGAUGGAAGCGAUGAAGAACUAGAAAUAUUUCCUGAAAUGAAGGUCGAUGUAAUGGGUCUUAAUCAUAGUGCAAUAAUGGCCAGAGUGAGAUAUUUACCUAGUAUUAUAAUUUUAUGUAUUAUUAUUGCUGCUAGGACAGAUAUUUAUGUUUUUAUUGAUUGGUUUAAAAAAAAAAACUAGGUAAUAACUUACUAAUUAUUAUUUGUAUGUAUUUAAUCCGUUUUAUUCGCUUUUACUUAAAGAAUGGUUCACAAAAAAUGUCUUUAUAACACAUUCAAUUUACAACUGCAAAUAAAUGUGAUGUUAUUGAUGGACAGCAGUGAAUAAUUUAAGUGAAAAGAGGUAGAAAGAAAAAUGUUUGAGUGGGUGACUGGGCAAGGUUAGUGAGUUAUCAUAGGCAUUUAAUUUGGCAUGGUCAACGCGAUAUGUGGGUUAGCUGUGAAUGUACAACUAUGGCGAUUGGAAUAAAAUUUAAAAAAUAAUUAUAUUUAUUUACGAGUAUUAACUUUUUAAAUAAUAUUGUUUUACUUUAUUAUUUUAUUAUAUGAGAUUUAUUAUUAGGUGGACUAGAGAGAACAUUUUGUAUUGCACUGCCAGAACAGCUAGUAUUAUAAUUUGUAAAUAACACUGUUAUUUUCUUCUAGUUGAAUGCAGCUAUUCAAAAGUCUAAAGCAAUUCAUCGCCAAUCCAAUGUUGUGCAAAAUACCUUAAAAAACAAUUUAUCUGAAUCCACCGAGAAACCUCAAUAUUUGUCAUUUACAGAUUUUAUAAAAAAACAAAAAAUUCAAGAAGUCAAAGCCUUGGGUAGAAGGAGGAGUAGAUCUGUUGAAAAAGAAAUGUAUGAUCAAGAUAUAACAUUAGAUUAUAACGAAGAAGAAGAUAGCAAUAUAGAUGAAUAUCCACUUAAAAUUUGA